ACGCAGCGAAAAUUGCCAAGCCGCUUUCUUCAAGCGUGACCUCAUCCGCAUUAGUUGCACAGUCUUGCUCUAGCCAAUUGUCAAUAGUUCACUGCACCGAAGGGAUGAACUAAUUGCCCACCUUUAUUACACGCAGCCCGAUUUGUGCAUGGGCGCCCCCAUACUCUGGCACCUACGCCGGCUUCUGACGUACUGCACUGUUCUAGUAGAGGCGAGCGUUGCUUGGAGAGCGCCGGAAGUGACGUCUCUUGCCGGAAGCGAAAACUGGUUCUAGAAUGUUCCACGCUUCUAUUUAUUCACGCUACCCGAGCGCUUGGCCGUAUUCGUCUUUCAACCGCCAGGACGCAAUUUUCUGACAGAACGAUCGUUUGAGGUUCUCCUGCUUCGUCUGAUUUUUCUUUGCUCGCUCUGUCGGCUUGCGUGUAAAGUGCCCCGGCAAGUCAAGUAUCUUCCUUCACGGAAAGUGCAGGGCUUUAUUUGGCAAACUCGAGAAAAGCAGAUUACCACAGGCGGACAAAAAUGGCUUCCUUCGCUGAGCCGGCAAUCCAGGACGCCAAUCUUCUAGCACUGAUAGGAGAAGCAAGAAGGUUGGUAGGGGUUCACGUGUACUACAACGAACCACUCGGAGUUACCACUGCCGCCUGGAAAUUUGACUCUGCAAUGUACGACUUGUCAAAGAUCACAUCACCAGGAGUCACAUAUAUCAUUGUGGUGCGGGCAACAUCAGACGACGCCGAGUGCUCAGUGGGGCUAACGGAUGCCGCCGACAAGGAGAAAGUGGCAGUAGAAAUUGGCAUAAAGGACGGCCAUUGCUAUGGAUCAAUAUUGCAGAACGGCAGCUGGAAUCAAGUCAAUUAUACAGACAGUGUAGGCUUCAAGUCCGGAGCCUUCGCUAUGUUAAGAAUUGAUUUAACCGGUAAAUUCGAGAGCAACACCAGCGUCGAGGCCAAAUUUCAAGUCAACGGAAUGGCGGCACCGGAGAAGAGGACGUUCACCGCCAGUGACGCGAUGCCUAACCUUGCGCGCAUAAUGUACCAUCAUAUCGACCACUUCAAGAACGUUGAGGUUCUAGAGCACCACCUCGCGUACGAUCCAAUUACCGCGGCCCUACGGCAAGAUCCAGAUACCAACAUGAUCACCAACAACUCGGCUGGCCUGGCUCAGGAGUUUUCAUUAAGCAUAGGAGGCUGGGCUGUAAUUCUCGGAAAAUAUAAACAGAUCGAUGCGCAACACAACGGGAUCCUGGUUGGCUACCGGUUGACGAAGAACCAUUUUCAUGUGUUCCCCAAGGGUGAUAACGUCAUCUUCCGUAUCUCGGUCACCUACGUGGGCAUCCGGGUGGCCACGAAGGAUGAAAAAGUGCUCCUCAAGGGCGAGAAGCCCCAAGACCAGUGGAUAAACAUUAUCCUCCAGAACUUCGAUAUCCAGCACAUGGAAUUUCACACGGGCUACCGGAAGCGGUAGUAACAAAACGAAGAUUCGUCCUCUUAAUUGCAAAAGAUUUUUUAGACGUUACCUCAAGCAAGCGCAUUCUAUAAACGUCAAUAAAAAGAGCAUGCAGUGUCUAGCA
Molecule: messenger RNA, 1570 nt
Organism: Dermacentor andersoni
Lineage: Eukaryota; Metazoa; Arthropoda; Arachnida; Ixodida; Ixodidae
Source: RefSeq, a predicted model, not a curated record